Aspergillus aculeatinus CBS 121060 is the source of this 1983-nucleotide messenger RNA. RefSeq lists its product as uncharacterized. The transcript is spliced from 2 exons. The coding region runs from base 47 to 1672 and encodes 541 amino acids. NCBI's taxonomy places the organism in Eukaryota, Fungi, Ascomycota, Eurotiomycetes, Eurotiales, Aspergillaceae. The record is from RefSeq and is a predicted model, not a curated record. Gene Ontology annotation, molecular function: protein binding.
CUCAACCGUCCCAAGCUGUGGCACGCAGAAAGCGCGCACUACCACCAUGAUCACUACAGUGACCCCCUUCGCCCCAAAUGCGACGGGGUGUUUGUCGACUGUUCAAGGGCAACAGAUUGCUGUCGCAUCGUACAUCAAUCCCCUAAGUGAUCCGGCCGCCUGGGACCGGCUGAUCGAUUACGAUGUGAGGAAAAUGCCUAUCUUGGUAGCCAACGUUUUAAACGGUCCGGAUUCGAUCGUUGACCCGAGCUGGCAAGGUGUGAUCGAGCGAGCCUCAUCUGCAGGCAAAACGGUUCUCGGCUAUGUGCGCACCGGAUACCUGGGCUUGAGUGACCAGAUCUUCCAGACGCGGCUGGGCUCGGGCAACCUGGCAGAUUGGACUGCUCAAAUUGAGGAAGAUGUUGAUAUGUGGUACAAGCUGUAUGGCGACAGCAUUGGCGGCAUAUUCUUCGAUGAAGGCUGGCCUGAAUGCGGCACCAACGAUGAAUACGUGGACUUGUACAAGUAUAUUAACGCCUAUACAAAGCGUGCUCACCCCGGCGCGUACACUGUCCUGAACCCUGGGUCGCCCAUGGCGUCUUGCUUCGAGGAUACCAUGGACACCCUCCUAACUUUCGAGCAGAGCUACGACUCUUACAUUGACAACUACACACCUAACGACUGGACUGCCAGAGAUCCGCGGAAGCUAUGGCACACCGUAUACAGCGUGCCCGAGUUUGCCAUUAGCGAAGUAGUCCAGUUAGCCAAAGAGCGCGGGGCGGGCUUCUUGCAGCUCACCGAUGACAUGUUGCCCAAUCCAUACGACACUCUUCCCACGGACUCGUACAUCCAAAGUAUGAUGGAUGGAAUUGACGGUGGCUCGCUGUCAAACGCGGGUGCAGUCGCUUGGGAAUCGGACGGCGCUGCGGGAGCCGUGACUGAACUGACAGUGAUGACCUCAGACUACAGUUCGGCGAAGUUAUCUUGGGCUGCGGCCUCGAAUGCUCAGGGAUAUCAUGUGUAUGCCAGUGGUAGUCUUGCUGCCAGCGUUCCCAGCUCGAUGACCGAAGUGACAAUCGGCAGUCUCGCAUCCGGAACCAGCUACACGUUCUACGUCAGUGCCGUAGGAGAGGGCGGCACACUGGGUUCGUCUUCGAACCAGGUUACCGUGACCACUAAACGACUACCGGGUGGGAGAACGGUAACAAAUUACAAGUCAUCUCCCCGGGAGAACUCGACGGUCAUUGAGGCUGAUGUGCUGGUGCCUUAUUCCUCCGUCCGCCUCUACAUCUGGCACUCGAUCGAGUGCGACUUCGACGAGGAUCCAGGUUGGGGUGUCAAUUUCAACGUGGACACCUACGUCUGCACCCACUAUAUGGUGGAUGGCACGGCUCUUUACCGCUACGACGGGUCCUGGGAGGUGAUCGACACCGUCACGCUCAAUAUCAGCGGCUACACUUACACGUGGACGCUACCCCUGGGCACGUCGGCUGUUGAUACGAGCAAGUUUGUGGUGCAGGCGCAGGGCUACAACCCCAUGAUUAACGCCUUCGAGCCAGACCCGUCCGACUAUGACUGCAAGGGCUCGUCCAUGUGUACCACCCCGGAGUUGUUGAAGUGGUGCGAUCACGCUGCGAAUGACUUGUAUCGAGACUAUGAGAUAAACUAUCAUUCGGCCGAGGUGAUUAAGUGAGUCAUCCAUCACAAUUAUAGCCAUUUUAACGCGAGUCCUGAUCUUAUAUCUCUAACUAGUGAUAGCGUCUACAGCAAUCAGAGUGGAAACUGCUGGGGCGAUCUGACCCAGGGUUGUGGUGUCUUCAUUCAAGGUCAAAGCUGCAGUAUCAGCGGGAACGAGAUGUGGAAUGCCUACCAGAAUAUCCGCAACAUCGGCGGCUGUAAGAAGUGCGGCUCGUACCAUCGGAAAGAUGGGUGCAGGGUGACCGUCGAUUAUGUCUAUCAAUGCGACAAUCAUCAAAAUCUACCAUGACCUUGCAAAGAGCGAAC